Molecule: messenger RNA, 2103 nt
Organism: Kluyveromyces marxianus DMKU3-1042
Lineage: Eukaryota; Fungi; Ascomycota; Saccharomycetes; Saccharomycetales; Saccharomycetaceae
Gene: SFP1
Product: zinc-coordinating transcription factor SFP1
Exons: 1
Coding region: 1-2103 (700 amino acids)
Cellular component (GO): nucleus
Source: RefSeq, a predicted model, not a curated record
AUGGAGAUUACGGCGACGACGACUACUACUACUGCGGCUAUGCCUGCGAGUACCAGUGCUGGAAAUAGCAGGAGCAACAGCGGAGUCAUUGGCGGGAGUGUGUCGCAUCCUGGGUCUGUUCCGGGGAUAUUUAUCAGCGAUGGCCAGGGCCAAGCACAAACGCAAGCACAAGCACAAGCACAAGCACAAAACCAGGGCCAGGGCCAGCAGGGCCUGGCCCCACAGCAGAUGGCUAAGUUGAGGAGGGAUUCCAUCGCACAUUCGCAGGGGAUCGGUGGUGUUUCAUGGGGGUCCCUCACAAUUAGCUCGUGGUUGCGAGAUGAGGUGAUGAUUCAUAGUCAAACUUACGCAAAGGACCACGCUCUCUCAGGCAGCCAUAACAGCAAGAGUUUCCCCAUCAAUGUAGGGAAACACGGGUCCGGAGCUGCCGCUGCAGGAAUAAACGUCCCAAACACAGCCGGGACCAAGAGCCCGCUAGAUUUGACCAAGUUUGCGUCUCCUCCGGGCUCGUCAGGUGCGUAUUUGCCAAACCUCGAAAAGCAGUACUGUAAGGACUACAGCUGCUGUGGCCAGCUGCUCCCUAGCUUGCAUGACCUUUUGCGCCAUUACGAGGAGGCCCACAUCGCAACGUCUCCUGGGGGUCACGGCCAUGGUCAUGGUCACGUGAUUGGCAACGCCCACCACCACCAUAACAACAACAACAACAACAACAACAGCAUUAACAGCCACAUGCAUGGUCAACACCAACACCAGAACCAGCAGCACCAGCAGAACCACCACAGCCAGCAGAACCACCACCAAUCGGGCAUGGUUGGCGUGAAUAUGAACUUCAGUCUGCAAACUGCAACAAACCACAGCACUAGCGCUGGUGCUUCCCCAUCCAAUAGCACAAACUCACACAGUAACAGCAAUUCGGCUGCCGCCGCUGCAAAUUCAGGCAACCAACACUCUAAUCUGCAUUCCCAUUUACAUCAACAUAACGCUACUAUGUCCCCUCACAGUUCACACGGUAACAUGAGGUCCGAGGGUAAACAUGACCAGUUCGACCCAAACAGCGUAAGCUACCAGCAGCAAAGGAUACAGCAACAGCAACUGGGUGGUGCUGAUUCGCAAAACCAUGGUAUGGGAUCAAGAAGGUUGGAUCCACGUUCCCAACAAAUAAACAAUAAUCUCUCUCAAUCGAAAGUGCCGCAGCGUUCUCAGUUGAAUAAUUCUUCAUCUAACGCUAGCCUUUCGACUCUAUCACAGACCGUCCAGGCUUCAGCAUCAACCGGCCAGAUUCACUUGAACGGUGGCUUUGUUGACGCCGUGUCGACAAACGAAGUGUUCUUACAAUCCAAACACAACCAACCUUCUUCUACAAGGAACAUUUCAAACUUCAAUUCAUAUUCCACUAAAUCUCAUCAGACAAUGUCCCAACCGGCGGCUAAACGCUCCUUGCCACUUGGCACCGGACUUGACCUAGACUACAUGGAAACAGGCGUAAUGGGUGGUUUGCAUGAAAACUCUCUUGGAGGUGUUAUGGGAUUCGGAUCGAUGGAUUCAAUUUCGCAUACCGUUCCACUAACAAACGCUAAUCAACACGGGCUUCAAAAGAAGUCAAAGAAAUUAGCAAACGCACAUUUGAAAUCAAAGGGGCUUGGAAGACAGGAUAGCGGUUCCGGUUUGCUUGUGGAUCAUGGAAGUGGUGUAGUAGUAGACGACGAUGUUGACGACGCUGUAGAUGAUGAUGACGAUGAUGAUGAUGAUGACGAUAAUGUUUCAUCAAAUAGAAAACAACAAGGAUAUAUUGAUGAUCCAGCAAGGCGGCUAUAUGUCAUGGAUCAUGAAGAACAUAAACCUUUCAAGUGUCCAGUUAUUGGAUGCGACAAAACUUAUAAAAAUCAAAAUGGUUUGAAGUAUCAUAAGCUGCAUGGUCAUCAAAAUCAAAAACUUCAUGAGAACCCCGAUGGUACUUUCAGCAUAAUAGACCCAGAAUCUAACGAACCUUACCCAGAUGGUAUGGGCAUGGAGAAUGACAAACCUUAUCGCUGUGAGGUUUGUGGCAAGAGAUAUAAAAAUUUGAAUGGUCUCAAAUAUCACAGAGGUCAUAGUACUCAUUGA